AUACACACAGUUCGUGUGAGAGGAGGCAACAAGAAGUACCGUGCCCUAAGAUUGGAUGUGGGGAACUUCUCCUGGGGCUCUGAAUGUUGUACUCGCAAAACAAGGAUAAUUGAUGUUGUCUACAACGCCUCCAAUAAUGAACUGGUCCGAACCAAGACCCUCGUGAAGAACUGCAUCGUGCUCAUUGACAGUACACCAUACCGCCAGUGGUAUGAGUCCCACUAUGCGCUACCCCUGGGUCGCAAGAAGGGGGCUAAGCUGACUCCUGAGGAGGAAGAGAUUUUAAACAAAAAGCGAUCAAAGAGAACUCAGAAAAAAUACGAUGAAAGGAAAAAGAAUGCAAAAAUCAGCAGUCUUCUAGAGGAGCAGUUCCAACAGGGCAAG
Messenger RNA from Elephantulus edwardii (Cape elephant shrew), 384 nucleotides. It is a transcript of the gene RPS8, whose product is annotated as ribosomal protein S8. Gene Ontology annotation, molecular function: structural constituent of ribosome. Gene Ontology annotation, cellular component: cytosolic small ribosomal subunit; ribosome. The transcript has 3 exons. NCBI's taxonomy places the organism in Eukaryota, Metazoa, Chordata, Mammalia, Macroscelidea, Macroscelididae. The annotation marks the transcript as partial. The record is from RefSeq and is a predicted model, not a curated record. Gene Ontology annotation, biological process: translation; maturation of SSU-rRNA from tricistronic rRNA transcript (SSU-rRNA, 5.8S rRNA, LSU-rRNA).